This is a messenger RNA of Myzus persicae (green peach aphid), 2460 nucleotides long. It is a transcript of the gene temp, whose product is annotated as protein prenyltransferase alpha subunit repeat-containing protein 1-B. Gene Ontology annotation, biological process: protein prenylation. Gene Ontology annotation, cellular component: cytoplasm. The record is from RefSeq and is a predicted model, not a curated record. Bases 38 to 1102 code for a protein of 354 amino acids. Gene Ontology annotation, molecular function: protein prenyltransferase activity. NCBI's taxonomy places the organism in Eukaryota, Metazoa, Arthropoda, Insecta, Hemiptera, Aphididae. The transcript has 4 exons.
UAAUAUUAUGUGCUCAUAACUUAAUAUAUUUAAAAUUAUGGAUGUAGAUGAUAAUUUUCCUGCAGCUAAGCGCAUCAUUACUGAAAUCCAAAGUAUAGUCAAUAGUGAUUCUAAUCUGAAAGAAUUUGACCUAGUCAUCCAACCAGAAAGUCAAAAUAAAUCUCCAGUGAUUUAUAUAGACCAUUGUUUAGGUCUUGAGUCGUGGUGUGUACGCCAUGUGUAUGAAUAUGUCUACCAAAGACUUGUUUGUGUAAGAAAACGAUUAAAAAGACAAGUGGCCAAUGAAACAAUAACAUUGCUUACAUCUGCUCUCUUGUUAAAUCCUGAAGUCUUAACAUUUUGGAAUAUGAGACGAGAGUUAAUUCUUGAUGGGCAUCUAAAACCAGAAGAUGAAUUACAAUUUUCAGCUGUUGUUUUGACAUUUAAACCAAAAUGUGCUGAGGUAUUCACCUACAGAAGAUGGAUAUUCCUUAACAUUUUAAAAGAUUUUAGCUGUAAUGAUAUUGUACUCAAUGAGUUGACAGUAGGAUUAACAGCUGCUGCUGGAUAUCCAAGUAAUUACAAUGCUUGGAAUCAUUGUUUUUGGUUUAUUCAAAAAUCACUUGAACAUGAGAAUUUUUCAUUGAUUUCUCAUCAAUGGGAAAAAACUAAAAUUUGGUGCCGUGAACAUGUAUCCGACCACAGUUGUAUGCAAUACAGACAACGGUUACUUAAAUGUUUAGUUGCCGAUAAACGGUGCUUACAGCAUCUAGAGUGCUGUACAUCCAAGUCCCUUUUGCGAUUUUUUAACUCUGAUGAACGACAUAAACUUAUGAGACCAUCAGAAGACUAUUUUGGUGAAGCAAUUUGUGUUGCUUUAGAUGAAUUAUAUUUUAAUGAAGAUCUGAUUGUGAUGUAUCAAAGUCAUGAAUCUCUAUGGAACCAUCGUAGGUUUUUAUGUUAUUUAUUAGUAAAUAUUUAUAACAUUGACUGUAUUAAAGAAGCAUUAAUGAAUAAUGAAAGAAGAAUUUCUACUAAAUUAUUAAAAAAUAAUGAGUUAUAUGUUAAAAAACAUGUUUUGUGGCUUCAAACAGCAUUAUGCAUUCCUAUAAAAUUACUUUAAUUUUAAUAACUACCAUUAAUCUACUGUGUUGAAAAAAUAAUUAAAUUUAAUACCUGUUAGAAUGUAAAAAUCAAAAAAUGAAGAAAAUGUGACAAAUAAUGAGUGAGAUUCUAAUUUUAAAGUUAAUAAUUAUUAUAGUUUUUAGUAUCUGUUUAAAUAUGUUAUUGCUUAUUUUUAAUUGUUGUAGUUUACUAAUUUUUUGUUUUAUUUCUAUUGCCUCUGAAGAAAUGAAUAAAUAAAACAGUCUUGUACAGAAUAAAAACUAUCAUUCUUGAUAUUGCUUGUUUAACUGUAACUUGAACUACUAAAAUUGAAAAAUAUCAAUAAUAUAUUUGUCAAUGACACUAAAGCGGGUGUUCCGCUAAGAGAUUCCCGUUACAAUAUCUCCUGGGAUGAUAAAUAUAUCAUAAAUCUGUUUUUUUUUUUUUAUUAGAUUCAGAGACAAGGACUACAUAUAUUUUAUUUUUUUAUUUAAUUAAUUCUUUUGAUAAAAAAGUUAAAAAAUGUAUAUUUUUAUUUUUGAAACAAAUGACGAUAUCCAUUUUGUAGAGUUCAUUUUUCUGACAAUUCUAAGUUAAAUUGAAAUUAACUAUUAAAAUUUUUUAUUUUAUGUAUAAAGUAAAAGUGUACAUUUUGCUCUCAACAUAAGUAUUUAGUCUUAUUAUAUUUAUAUACAUCUAUCAAUCUAGUGAUGCAAUAGAAGUUUAAAAAUGAUUUUAUAACAGUAUGUCAAACAAUGUCCAACAAUGUCCACUGGUGAAAACUUAACCCCUGUCACUUCACCAUUUUCAGUGAUAUGCAUUGAAAACAAAAUUAGACUUAUUUAAUGGGUUGCGUGUGUGAUACUGAUAAACGCGUACAGUGUAUUAACUGUUUAUACACUAUUAAGAGGACUAUGUACCAGUAUGUGUUGUCUCCGUCUUACUAACGCAUAAUAUACCAAAAUGUACUUUUUGCAUUCUGCUGUGUCCGCAGCAUCUGCUAAUUCCAUCAAUAUUUGAUGAUAUGUUGUAAAUACUUGACAUUUUGUAACUGAAAGAUUAAGUUAUAAGUGGGCAGGUUUGCUUCUUGUUGUCAACAUGGUAUUUAUUCUAAAAUCUAUAUGUACGAGUGUUAUUGAUCAUAUUUGUAGAGUACCUACGUAUCAAAUAAUAUUUUUCAAUAUUUUGUACUGCAAUAAGUAUACAAUUUUCAUGUUAUUUUGUAGUUUUUAUUACAAACAUUUUAACAAAUCCAUUAAUAUUAAAAAAAAAAAUAUUGUGAAUUAAUUGCAUUACUGAAUAAGUACACUUUACCUCAAUCAAAUUAAACUUUUAAAAAUAUAUAAGUACUUUUCUAUAUAUUUUUUUAACUACAAA